AUGGCGACCACAGACCGUGAGAUCGAGACUGCUGCUGCACCCCCCAACUACGAUAAUGAGGAUGUCACCAAGCAUGUCGUCUUGAACGAAAAGGCGGCUAUGGACUCUGAUCUCGAUAAGGAGAACCAGGUCAGCGCAGAUGGCGAGGAACCUACUCUGCUCGAGAAGACUUCUUUGCGUCAUGUCGCAGAGAACUUGCCUGCCUCCGCCUGGUUGGUGGCCAUCGUCGAGUUGUGUGAGCGUUUCACCUACUACGGCAUGUCUGGUUUAUUCCAGAACUACGUCCAGCGUCCUCUCGAUGGCAGCCAGGGCCGCGGUGCUCUCGGCAUGGAUCACCAGGGUGCAACCGGUCUCGUCACUUUCUUCCAGUUCUGGUGCUACGUUACUCCCAUCAUUGGUGCCAUCAUCGCUGAUCAGUACCUCGGCAAGUACAAGACCAUUGUGCUUUUCUGUAUGGUCUAUAUGGUCGGUCUGCUCAUCCUGGUCUGCACGUCCAUUCCCACUGCCCUGCAGCACGGCUCGGGUAUCGGUGGUUUCAUCGUCGCCAUUUUGAUCAUCGGUCUCGGUACCGGUGGUAUCAAGAGUAACGUCGCCCCGUUGAUUGCCGACCAGUACAAGCGCAAGAAGAUGGCCAUUUCUACAACCAAGAAGGGCGAGCGUGUUAUCAUCGAUCCCGCUCUCACCAUCCAGCGUAUCUACAUGAUCUUCUACGGAUGCAUCAACGUUGGAUCGCUCUCUCUCCUCGCUACUCCCUACAUGGAGUUGUACAUUGACUUCUGGCCCGCCUACCUUCUCUGUCUCUGCGUGUUCAUGGUCGGUACCCUGGUGGUAGUCCUCGGCCGCAAGUACUACGUGGUCCGCCCUCCCCAGGGCUCCAUCAUCACAGAUGCCUUCCGCGCUCUGUGGAUCAUGAUCAAGAACCGCAACAUGGACGCUCCCAAGCCCUCCUGGCAGCAGGAGCACGGCGGCGCCGCUGUCGUCCGCUGGGACGACCACUUCAUUGAUGAGUUGCAGCGUGCGCUUGUCGCCUGCCGCGUGUUUGCCUUCUACCCCAUCUACUGGGUUGUCUACGGACAAUUCUCCGGCAACUUCGUCACCCAGGCGGGUCAGAUGAAGGGGCACGGUAUCCCCAACGAUCUGAUGCAGAACUUCGACCCGAUCUCCAUCAUCGUUUUCAUCCCUAUCCUCGAGACCCUCGUCUAUCCCGUGAUGCGCCGCCUGAAGAUCCCCUUCCGCCCGAUCACCCGUAUCUCCCUUGGUUUCAUCGUUGCCUCGCUGGCCAUGAUGUACGCCGCCAUUGUGCAGCACCUGAUCUACUCUGCCGGCCCCUGCUACGGCCAGCCGCUCUGUGACGCCUCUGUGGUGGACGGCACCGCCUACGGCAACAACGUGCACAUCGCCAUCCAGACGCCCGCCUACGUGUUCAUCGGUAUCUCCGAGAUUUUCGCCUCCGUCUCCGGUCUCGAGUACGCCUACACCAAGGCCCCGCCCAGCAUGAAGUCUUUCGUGCAGUCCAUGUACCUGCUCACCAACGCCUUCGGCUCCGCCCUCGCCGAGGCCCUGACCCCGGCCGCCUUCGAUCCCGCCAUCAUGUGGAUGUUCACCGGUCUCGCCUGUGCAUCCUUCCUGGUGGGUGUCGUCUUCUACAUUGUCUUCCGUCACCUGAACGCCAAGGAAGACGACAUGAACGCCCUUGAUGCCGAUGACCCAAUGCCCGAGGCUCCUAUUGUCGAGUCACGACGUGCAUCGCACGCUCAGUAA
Penicillium bovifimosum is the source of this 1761-nucleotide messenger RNA. RefSeq names its product peptide MFS transporter. Gene Ontology annotation, cellular component: plasma membrane; fungal-type vacuole. Lineage: Eukaryota; Fungi; Ascomycota; Eurotiomycetes; Eurotiales; Aspergillaceae. Gene Ontology annotation, biological process: transmembrane transport. The coding region runs from base 1 to 1761 and encodes 586 amino acids. The record is from RefSeq and is a predicted model, not a curated record. The transcript has 2 exons. Gene Ontology annotation, molecular function: tripeptide transmembrane transporter activity; dipeptide transmembrane transporter activity.